CUAUAACAGUCUUUUGAGAGACAAAUUAACAGGUGUUACCUUUGAUGCGGUUUCAUCAUAUUGAAAAACACAGCAAAGAUUCCUGGGUACACCACCAAGGCUGCCGCUCCGAUAACAGGAUAAUAUCUCCCUCCAUGCCCCUCCUCUUUUUUGUGUUGUGUGUGAAAAGCAAAUACAGCUGUAGAUGGAGUUAUAGCUGUUACUAACUCCACCCACCCGGCCCCUGGGACAGCUUAAACUAACAAACUUAAUGUCUGGGCGCUCUUGUCGAGUAUCUCAGACUAUGUCAUUUGUAGAUGAUUGUGUGGAACCAGUUGGAUGAUUGGCUACAAUGCUGUUUUCUCAAAGAAAAAAACAGAAGGUGACGCUACUGUAUCUCUUCGUACUCUGCUCAACCCAGCAUUCAGCCCAACCUGAGACUCGGCAGGUGAAAGGCAUUGUGGGAAAGUCUCUCUCUUUUCUAGUGACGGUGUUGAAGUCUGGCAAUUUACUUUAUGGAGACCUUGGCAAUGUUGCACAGGUGCACCCUGGUAAACAAAGUAAUACAAACCUUGUGAAGAGAUUUAAAGACUGCCUUCACUGGAACAAUGUUACUGGAUUCUUCACUUUGACAGACCUACAAAUAGACGAUUCUGGGGUUUAUACUGUGGAGAAUGUAGAAGAAGAUGAAGAGAAGAUGACACAUACAUUUCAGCUUACUGUGUACUAUGUUCUGUCCAAACCUCAGGUGACGGUCCAUGAAAACAUCUCCUGUAGAGUGGUGUGUUCUGUGGAGAACGGGAGAGAUGUUACCCUGUCCUGGUACAGAGGAGAGGAGAUACUCAACCAGACCAGCAGCCCUGACCUCAACAUCACCCUCUCUCUACCUCUCAAGGUGGAUGAACAGAACAGAGACUCUUACAGAUGUGAGGCUGCCAACCCAGUCAGCAAGGAGACCGCUGAUGUUCCACAUUCCUGUAUAGAGAGUGAUCCCUCCAAGGUGACAGAUGGUGAUGAGAGCACUCGAGGUUUUCUUAUUAUUGCUGUAAUCUCCGUUUUGGUUGCUUCAGGACUUGUUGGACUUGCAAUCUGUCUUAAGAAGAGGAGAAACAGACACUCACAUGCAGAUUCACCUGAAAGAAAGCAAGAUGACAUUCUGUAUGCAGAGAUAACUCACAUUAAACCAGUAGAUAACCAGGAGGAGCGAAGAGGUAUACCAGAACUGGAUCCGCUUAGAGACAACCCUAACCUGACAUUAGUUUAUUAUACACUCCAGUUACAUCACAUGGCUGCCAGCAAGGAUGUUAACACUGCAUGAAGUAGAGAGAGAGAGAACAGCAAGUUACUGAGAGGGUGACAUGAUAAUUCACAUCCAAGAGAAGGCGUUACAUCUUACAGUGGACAUUGAGAAAAAGUUAUAGUAAAUAUUCAUCUAGAAAACAUAAUGAUGGCACAGUUUUUCCUGGAGGAAAUUCCCAUUUAACGAUUGUGCUGUUAUCAUUUCAAACUUCCUUUGAUGGUCAUUCUCACAGUCUUUGUUGAAUUGGGGCCUCGAUCAGAUUCACUGAUAAAGACACAUUUAAUAACUAUGCCUAGGGUUAUUAGUAGGGUGAUCGCUCUUUUCAAGUGCCCAUUGUCCCAAUGUAUAGGUUAAAACAAAUGGAACCUCUUAAUACAAUUCACUAGUGUUUGCUAUGCUACUGCUGGUCAGAAGCUUAUUUUCAGUACUGUCUGUUCUGUUGUUUAAAUGUAGGUGCCUCCCCUGUAUCUUUUUAUAGCUGGUCAUUGUAUAGCUUGCCAGUGGAUAGCAGCUGUGUACAUAAAAAGCAGAUGUUUGGUGAGAUAAAGCCACCUACUCCUCAGCACAAUGGCUAUUAGGCUACGUUGGAAACCACCAUGUACAUUGGAAACCACCAUAUAGAUUCUGUUGAAACAUUUCUGAGUGGUAGAUCUUGAUUUGCCUUUUGACUCAGAAAGUGUUCUUGGUUGACAUUUUACUCUUAUUGCUUUUCACAAAAUGCAGACAUGAUUAAGUGUAGUUCAGAUCUUGCUUUGACAACAACUGUGUUCAUGCAGUUUGAAUGUACAAGAGUCACAGUUUAGUUUAUUAUAAUCGACCAUUUACUGCUUGUCCUUAUCUACACAGUAUGUAGGUCAUCAUCUCUUAAGAAUACAAUCACUCCCUCCUGCUUGCUCCUGUAGUCUCUCCUAUUGGAGCAUGUUGUGCUCCACCUACAUUAGCCCACAUACAGUAUAUAUCUGUGAAAAAACAUCUUCCAUUUUUAUACUUUUCUAUUUCAGAGUAGUUACUGAGACGGAAUAUUAAGGUCAUUUAAUUCACAUUUCACUAUUCUAAAAUACAGUAACUGUCUGACUUAUUCAAACUGAUAAAGAUUUUUGUACUGAGGUUUUUUGUACUGAGCUUCAAUAUAUCAAGUCAGACUUACCCAUACAUUCAAUAUAAAGGUAUACAAUCUGGGAUAUUUUCUAAUGUUAAAUGGUCAUCAACCCCCCAUUCUGCUUGAAAAAUAUACUUACCUUAUCACAACCCAAAAUAUUAUUUAAGUUUACUCUAUUGUUUAUAUUUUUGUUGUCAUUUUUGUUUUUGUAAACAAAGAAUGUACUGCUUCAACAUACCUCUGAAAACUGUCAGUUGUUGCAGCCAUAGCUGCGUUCAAGAGUCUAAGGUUAGCAACAUUUCUCCAGAGACAUUUCUCUAGAAACACACAACCUCCAGAUUCUGGUUUUAAAGUUUGAUCUAGAUAGUUUGUGUGUAUGUAUUUUAAAUUGAUGUAGUUCUUUCCUUGAGCUGUUGUCUAUUAAUGUUCUGUGUUUAAGUGAUAAUGCCAGAGAAGCAGGUGUUUGGAGGGCAAACCGUGCCAAUAUAUCCUCCAAGCACCAGCUUCGAGGGCAUUAUCACUUUUAUACAACAGGUUACCAACAUAUUUAAAUAAUGAUUGACAUAUUUUCAUUAAAUGUUUUAUUUUGAUGAAUUUAUUCAUACUAUUUCAUUCUUCCACAAAAUAUAGUCCCGAAACAAAUCUAGGGUUGCUAUUCAAGCCGGCUGAUUGCUUGGUUCCAGUUUCCAGAGACGCGACCCAGUCGUUCAGUCUUUUUGUUCUGUAUCCAUGGACGCGACCCAGUCGUUCGUUUAUAAAUGUUCCAUUGCCAUACUGGCUGGCAACUUUCUUAUCCCUUGCUUGCUUGCUAGCUAACUACGACCAACUUAGACUCACGUGAAACAGUGCAGACAGAAUAUCAACAGUAGCUGCAUUUUAUAUAAGCUGUUUUCUAGUGACAUUUAUUUGGAUACAUCCAUAACAAUGAGCUAAAGAGGUACGAUUUUGCCUGGCAUAGAAAAUGUGCUUACUAGUCAGGACACUUCUUUCAGAGGAGCUAGCCAACAACACAGCUAACACAAUUACUUCCAACUGAAACUCAAAGACUGCAAACUAACUUCGUUUUACCUUUUUUCAAUUGACAUUUCUUUGUAGAUAUCCAUAAAAAUGAUGCCAGCUGAUUUAUGAUUUUGACAGGCUGAGAAACUCUGCCUAACUCUCUCUCUCUCGUCCCAACUCCCGACCCCUACACAUUCAUUACUAUGGGACAGUUGGAGAUCAAAUCUGAAUAUUGAAACAAUAUUACAUAUGUCGGAGAGACAGACAACAAGGUUUAUACAAAUCUCCGCUAUUGAAACUAAAUGUUAGUCUAAAAGAAAUGUGAGAUAAUGUCUAGAUGCUUUUUGUAGUGGAGAUCAAGUUUAUAAAUUGCUUGUCUGAUGAGACAGUGGAUUGCGCAGUCAGAUGGAACAGGGUAAAUAGGCAAUUUAACGUCAUAGAUUUAUCCGGUGGUAACUUGUGGAAUAGACACCGGCUGGAAUAUGCAUUUAACCAAUCAGCAUUCAGGAUUAGACCCACCCGUUGUAUAAUAUGUCAUGUUUCAUGUUUUGUGUUGACCCUACGAAGAGUAGCUGCUGCUUUUGCAACAGCUAAUGGGGAUCCUAAUAAAAUACCAAAUACCAAAUGUAGCCUACUUCUAGGGUCAAAUUAGGAGGGACCACUGUAAUUUUGGGUGGUGUUCAAGUUUGUUUCUCUAUUUAUUGAGUUUAAGUGUAUUUGGGACAUUUUGUCCUGUUACUUUUAAUGCCAGGCAGCUGUACAAUUCUAAUAUUAAAAGAAUGAUGACUAAUCCUCUUACAAUUCAACCAUUGCUUUCAAGGAAACAAUGCGUUUUUCUUCUAAUGUAUUUUCCACAUAUAGUGGUUACACAUUUUUAUAUUUCAGUAUACUGUAUACUGUACAUACUACACCAUGUUGUAGUCUGAGCCAGUAUAUUGUAAGUGUAACUUAAAUCAUGUGUCAGCAAAAUGUUCUCAAACCUUUCUAUGCUUUUACAUUUGAACUGUGGCCAUGCAUUAUUGUGCCAAUUUAUAUUUUACAUAAAACAUUUCUUGUAAAUUAUGCCAUGCCAAUUAUUAUUUUAAUCACACUUGGUCAGAAAACAUGAGUGCCUCAUUUAUCAUUCCGUGUAUUUCUGUGGUGUAUUUUUCCACAAAGUUCAGAUUGUGCAAUGUUGUGAUUCCAGCGUUUUGUUAUACAAAAUGUAUAUUGUAUAUAAAAAAAACUUUACGAUAAAGUGGUCUGACAUAA
Salmo salar (Atlantic salmon) is the source of this 4628-nucleotide messenger RNA. Lineage: Eukaryota; Metazoa; Chordata; Actinopteri; Salmoniformes; Salmonidae. The record is from RefSeq and is a predicted model, not a curated record.